UUGGAUAUAUAUGUCCUUAUAUAGUUCCCUUCUCUUAAUUCACCAUUUCUCCAAAAUAUGAAUAAAUCUCCAUUUUAAUUAGGACUCAUACUUUUCAUACUUUGAAAUCAUCUAAUGCUUUUAUAUCAUUCCAUAUCAGUUCUUCUUCUUUAUUGGUUUUACAUGUUUUCUUGAACUUUUUUAUAAAUUUUCAUAUUUUACAUUCUAAAGAAGAAGAAAAAUGGCAUAUACUAUAAUAACUAUUGACUCAGAAUCUGAUGAAGAUGCACCAAAAAAGAGCAUGGAUGAGAAAAAAAGAAAGCGAAUGAUCUCGAAUCGCGAAUCUGCAAGAAGAUCAAGAAUGAAGAGACAGAAGCAAAUGGAGGACUUGAUCACUGAGAAAGCUGAGUUAGAGAGAAAAUUAUAUGAAGAUGAUCUAAAAUAUAAUGCUCUCUUGAAAAUGCAUGUUGUUCUUGAGUUGGAGAACAAAGUUUUGAAGGCUAAAGAAAAUAAGCUGACGCGAUAUUUGAUUUUCUUGCACCAGAUGCUUCAAGAACAUAGAGAAAUUACGGACAGCAGCCUGAAUAACGAUCUUGAAAUUAUUACAGAGCCGAAGUUUUUUGAGUUUAUGGCAAGCUCAUGCUAAUUAACAUUUAAU
This is a messenger RNA of Mercurialis annua (annual mercury), 637 nucleotides long. RefSeq names its product bZIP transcription factor 53-like. The transcript has a single exon. The coding region runs from base 221 to 625 and encodes 134 amino acids. Gene Ontology annotation, cellular component: nucleus. Gene Ontology annotation, molecular function: DNA-binding transcription factor activity; transcription cis-regulatory region binding. NCBI's taxonomy places the organism in Eukaryota, Viridiplantae, Streptophyta, Magnoliopsida, Malpighiales, Euphorbiaceae. The record is from RefSeq and is a predicted model, not a curated record. Gene Ontology annotation, biological process: positive regulation of DNA-templated transcription.